Molecule: messenger RNA, 1305 nt
Organism: Saccostrea cuccullata (small rock oyster)
Lineage: Eukaryota; Metazoa; Mollusca; Bivalvia; Ostreida; Ostreidae
Exons: 1
Coding region: 1-1305 (434 amino acids)
Source: RefSeq, a predicted model, not a curated record
AUGAAUGAUAUGUCAACGCAGAAGUUCAUAAAUACGUUAUCAGAGUAUGGUCUCGUUCAACAUGUGAAAACACCAACACAUGUUCGUGGUCAUCUACUAGAUGUUGUUAUAACGAGAGAAUGUACAAAAAUAUUGAAACAUCCCCCGACAGUCGAUGAGAGCUUUAUAUGUGAUUCCAGAGGAAUGUCUUACAGUGAUCAUAAAGGAAUCAAUACGGUAUUAUGUGUCUCAAAACCACCCAGAGAACGGAAAACCGUGUCAUCAAGGAACUAUAAGAAAAUGAACAUAGACAAUUUCAAAAGUGACCUUAAUUUUCCAUCUGAGAAUGUAUUACAUACAUCACCGCUAAACGAUCUGGUGAAUAUUUACAACGAUUGUGUUCGAAAUGCUGUUGAGAAAAACGCCCCCCUUCGCACCCAAAACAUUGUUUUGCGCCCGAAUACUGAAUGGUAUUCAAACGAAUUGCUACAGGCAAAACGUGAAAAACGCAAAGCGGAAAGGACGUGGAGACUUUCUUGUUUGGCGGUGCAUAAGGAGAUAUUCAAGGACAAAUGUCUACAAUACAGCGCUUUUCUUACUCAAAGCAAGAGGGACUAUUUUUCCUCGAAAAUAAUAGAGUCCGGAAAUGACUCAAAACAACAAUUCAGCAUUGCAAAUCAAUUAACUGGGAAAAAAUCAGAAAUUGUUUUACCAAUUUGUGACAAUGAAUCAAAUCUGUCAGAUAAAUUUGCCGAUUUUUUCGAAUCAAAAAUUCUAGGAAUUCGAACGGCUCUUGUACAACAUAACAACGAACAGUACGGAAUACAAGACGCGCUAUGGGCAGAUAAAAAUUUCGUGGGAAGCCCGCUUCGAGAAUUUUCUAGAACCUCUCCCGAUGAAGUCUUAAAAAUUGUGUUGAAAACUGCCCCUAAGUUCUGCGAAUUGGAUCCAAUGCCUACGAAUAUCUUGAAAACAUGCAUUGAAAAUGUCCUACCAAUUAUCACCUGUCUUGUUAACAAAUCACUUACCGAAGGCGUUUUUCCAGAGGAUUUUAAACAGGCGAUAGUUAAGCCGCUUCUCAAGAAACCAUCUCUAGAUAAAAAGUGUCUGAAGAACUAUAGGCCGGUUUCAAACCUAUCAUACGUUUCAAAAAUCAUUGAAAAAGUCGUCGCAAAAAGAAUCGAAGAUCAUCUUACUUCGAACACUUUACACGACAAUCUUCAGUCAGCGUAUCGUGCGGUUCAUUCCACAGAGACUGCCCUCCUUAGAGUUCAUCACGAUAUUGCGGUAUCUCUUGACAAAGGAUGCUGUGCUACUGAUGCUUGA